Molecule: messenger RNA, 1992 nt
Organism: Pseudophryne corroboree (corroboree frog)
Lineage: Eukaryota; Metazoa; Chordata; Amphibia; Anura; Myobatrachidae
Product: cytochrome P450 2K1-like
Exons: 9
Coding region: 54-1535 (493 amino acids)
Biological process (GO): xenobiotic metabolic process
Cellular component (GO): intracellular membrane-bounded organelle; cytoplasm
Molecular function (GO): oxidoreductase activity, acting on paired donors, with incorporation or reduction of molecular oxygen, reduced flavin or flavoprotein as one donor, and incorporation of one atom of oxygen; heme binding; iron ion binding
Source: RefSeq, a predicted model, not a curated record
CACAUUUCGUCCAAGGAUCAGUCAGCAGCUACCAGCUCCUGAGAGAGUGAGCCAUGGAUCUCCUAUCUUCUGCUGUCUGGGCUGUAGUGCUAGCAUUGGUUCUAUAUCUUCUCUCUGUGCUUAAUGACUGGAAAACAACACCAAAGAAUUUUCCUUCAGGGCCGAGGCCUCUGCCUAUCAUUGGGAACCUGCAUAUCAUAAAUCUUAAGAAACCUUACCUGAGUCUAAUGGAGCUUUCGAAGACGUAUGGCUCUGUGUUCACCAUACAAAUGGGCAUGACGAAAAUGGUGGUGUUGACUGGUUAUGAGACAGUGAAGAACGCACUGGUGAAUCACGCAGAAGAGUUUGGUGAAAGGGCUUAUGUCCCAAUUUUUAAAGCGCUUCAGAAUGGAAUGGGUCUUAUAUUGUCCCAUGGAGAUAACUGGAAAGCCAUGAGAAGAUUUACGAUUACAACCUUACGUGACUUUGGCAUGGGAAAGUGCACUAUAGAGGAUAGAAUUCUAGAAGAAUGUUAUCAUCUGGUUCAGAGAUUUCAAUCAUUCCAAGGGAAACCGUUUGAUAACUUGAUAUCUGUGAACGCUGCGGUUGGAAAUGUGAUUGUGGCAAUUUUGCUUGGACAUCGCAUGGAUUUUGAGGACCCCACCUUUUUACGACUCUUGAGCCUGACAAUUGAUAAUGCUAGAUAUGUGGCAUCACCUAUGACAGUGCUGUACAAUAUGUAUCCCGGUGUUAUGAGGUUCUUUCCCGGAAGUCACAAAACACUUAUCACCAAUGUAGCGGAAAUAAAUGAGUUUAUCACAAAAACCUUUGUCAGCUCUCUGAAAGAACUGGAUGCGAAUGACAUGAGGAGUUUAAUUGACGCGUUUCUUGUCAGACAACAAGAGGAGAAAGACAACCAACAUUCAUAUUUCCAUAAUGAAAACCUUAUCUCUCUUGUGCGAAAUCUGUUGACUGCUGGAAUGGAAACGACAGCAAGCACUGUCCGCUGGGGUCUUCUUCUCAUGACAAAAUAUCCAGAAGUCCAAGAUAAGGUACAUAAGGAAAUUGAGAGAGUGAUUGGGACUCUGCAGCCUAAAUACGACCAUCGUCACCAAAUGCCGUAUACCAACGCUGUAAUACACGAGAUACAGAGGUUUGCUAACAUAGUGCCCAUGAACCUACCUCAUCAGACUACUAAGGAUGUGACCUUCAUGGGGUAUUUUCUGCCAAAGGGUACUUAUAUAAUUCCCCUUCUUACUUCUGUGCUGAAAGACAAGACUCAGUUUGCGGAACCUGAACUAUUUAAUCCCCAACAUUUCCUUGACUCAGAUGGGAAUUUUGUGAAGAGAGAGGCAUUCAUGCCAUUUUCUGCAGGUCACAGGGUCUGUGCUGGGGAAAAUCUGGCGAAAACGGAGCUGUUCCUGUUCAUUACGAGUCUGCUACAAAAGUUUACAUUCCGGAAACCCCCGUAUGUGAGUGAGGUGGACCUAACGGCAGCAGCUGGAAUAAUCACUCCCCCUAUGCCUCAUGAGAUCUGCGCCGUACCGCGGCUGUAAGACACAUGUAUGCAGGAAUAUCACCCACUAGGGAUCCUUAGUCUAUGGGCCUAAUUCAGCAUGAGUUGUGGUUUUGCAAAAAUGUGCAAAACUACAGUACAACUUAUCCACUGCGAAGGCAGUCACUGGGACGCCAUGCAAACGGUCCGGUGUCCGUACCGCGCUCCCCCAACGCAGCUUCGACACCUCCAAAAUGCCACGUCGGCGCACCCUGCCCACCCCACUAACACCUCUGACUGUCAGUCAGUCCGGGGCGUACGCAUAAGGGAGAUGCCGUCACAUCUCACUCUGUGCACAUGUGCAGUGUGACUCCUGUGUUUGCGGACACUGCACGGGGGCUUCGGUAUGCCAAUGCAUCGCAGAUGCGUCUCAUGCUGAGUUAGGCCCUAUGUCACCUCUCACAGUAAUCUGUGACUUUGUGAAUGUCUUUCACAGUUUUUGGAACCUGUAAAAUAAA